GAUCCGCUUUCUCCCGUUUCUUCACCUUUCCUUACUCCUUAUUGUUAGUUAUAUUGUUUCCCAUGCUCCUGAUAGAAGGGCUGGAAUCCGUGCUCCGGGAGUAUUGGAAACCAGAUGAACUUUAACGGCCCAUCUAAUCACAUUCCGGUCCUCCUUUUUAAUUUCUCUUCCACUAUAUGCUUACUCCCCACUGCCACUAAAAUUAUAUGGCUUGCGGUGAAGUUUGUUUUUUCAAAACAUUUGUUGAAGCAGCCGGCAGUGGUAUUUUCUGGUGACUCAAAAAGAGGCCUUUUCUGCUUCCUUUUGUUGUCUUGCACUCCCUGAUUUUGCAGCCCCAUCACCUCAUGGAAACCACAAACUCUAGAAAGAAUUUGGCUUUCAGUUUGCCGUGGGAAAAAGUCUAACAGCUGACAGCUUUUGACGUUACAACAGAAGACAAAUUCCCAUUUUCGUGCGCUGGCUAAUCUUGUAGUCUCGUGGCAUGGUUUUUCACAAAUUGCAGUUGAGCAGGUUAAAAACGACAACUAACGCCAACCAUGAAAGAUCCAAGUCGCAGCAGUACUAGCCCAAGCAUCAUCAAUGAAGAUGUGAUUAUUAAUGGUCAUUCUCAUGAAGAUGACAAUCCAUUUGCAGAGUACAUGUGGAUGGAAAAUGAAGAGGAAUUCAACAGACAAAUAGAAGAGGAGUUAUGGGAAGAAGAAUUUAUUGAACGCUGUUUCCAAGAAAUGCUGGAAGAAGAAGAGGAACAUGAGUGGUUUAUUCCAGCUCGAGAUCUCCCACAAACUAUGGACCAAAUCCAAGACCAAUUUAAUGACCUUGUUAUCAGUGAUGGCUCUUCUCUGGAAGAUCUUGUGGUCAAGAGCAAUCUGAAUCCAAAUGCAAAGGAGUUUGUUCCUGGGGUGAAGUACUAAAAUAUUUGAGUAGACGGGGCCCUCUUUUGGUGGAUGUAGCACAAUUUCCACACUGUGAAGGCAGUAUUAGAAGACUUAAUUGUAAAAGCUCUCUCUUGUCACUGUGUUACACUUAUGCAUUGCCAAAGUUUUGUUAGUCUUGCAUGCUUAAUAAAAGUGCUGAGACUGUUAUUAAGUAAUAAGCUGUCAAACAUUUACUGAAAAUAGAAUUGGCCCCAUGGCUUGAUGUGAAGACAGCGAGGAAAGAAGCACCAGUCAAGAUGUAACAAAGCGCCAAAUUAAAAUGACCUCUAAAUCUUCGUGAAUUGCCUUUUUUGAGGCUAAACUGGUCCCUUAGCGUUAGCUAACCGUUGUUAAUGUCCAAACUUUUUUUUUUUUUUAACGAGUAAAUUUAAGUUCAAGUUGUUAGGCAAAUUUCUCAGUUCAGACUUACUAAAUUUGCAUUUGUCACUAUCAAGAAGAAUUUCCGUUUUCUGAAGAAGGCCUUGUUAAUUAAUUUGAAACAAUUCAUUAUAGACAAGUAAGUCUUUGGUUACUGAGGUUAUAAGGUAAUGCUCAUGAUGAGAACUAGCCCUGACUUUUAUGGUAUGUUAUCACAUAAGAAAUGUGAAUCCUCCUAGUGUUAGAUCUGAGGAAGCAUUGCAUCUUCUCAGGUGUCACUGCAUCAUAGCCAUGCCUAUGUGAAGUGCAACAUUUGACCCACCAUAAUCCAAUUGAACAAAGAAAUUGUAACAUGAUUUGAGUGGUGCUUUUCCUUGCUUUGUUAACCAUCACUACAAUGGUCUGCAGCACAACUUUUCUUUUAACAAAGCUAGAACAGUUUUGGCUUCUUAAACUUCAUACUUGGGUAGGUUAAGCUGCCAUACGUGUUCAGUGUGAAUAGUGUUUAAGUUGAAAAUAUUGUAAAAAAAUUAUAUUUUUUCAAAAAUAUUUAAAAAAAUAAAUAAUAGUAGAACUGA
This is a messenger RNA of Panthera uncia (snow leopard), 1870 nucleotides long. RefSeq names its product poly(A) binding protein interacting protein 2 (gene PAIP2). Lineage: Eukaryota; Metazoa; Chordata; Mammalia; Carnivora; Felidae. Gene Ontology annotation, molecular function: mRNA regulatory element binding translation repressor activity. The record is from RefSeq and is a predicted model, not a curated record. Gene Ontology annotation, cellular component: cytoplasm. Gene Ontology annotation, biological process: negative regulation of translational initiation. The coding region runs from base 537 to 911 and encodes 124 amino acids. The transcript is spliced from 4 exons.